This is a messenger RNA of Diaporthe batatas, 387 nucleotides long. RefSeq lists its product as uncharacterized. The record is from RefSeq and is a predicted model, not a curated record. The coding region runs from base 1 to 387 and encodes 128 amino acids. Lineage: Eukaryota; Fungi; Ascomycota; Sordariomycetes; Diaporthales; Diaporthaceae. The transcript has a single exon.
AUGAGGCUCACCGCCACCUCCGGACUCACGUACCUUGCUGCCCUGGCCAUCACGGCAGCGGCAAGGCCGUUCAACGAGCGAGACAGCUUCAGCGGCUACAUCACUCCCAUAGGGGAGAUCAGCAACGCCGGUGCCCUUUCGGCCUGCGGCCAGGAGUACGUCACAGAUAGUUUGUUUGUGGCCGUCCAGCCCUCGCUGCUGCCGGCCGACUGCUCGCCUCGCUCAAUCACCAUCAGGUGCAAGAGUGGGACCGUAACAGCCCAGGUUGUCGACAAGUGUACGGGUUGUGGUCCUGACCACAUCGACGUCUCUGCCGCGGUGUAUACCGCGGCUGGAGGCGAACAGGGCGGCAUUGACCCCAUCCACGGCUGCAGUUGGGAGAUCUAG